AUGGCUAAGAAAAUAUCAAAGAAUUCUAGAGCCGCUAGACAAGCGGAAAUUUAUGAUCCAGAAGUAAAGGAUUUAACCGAACUACCAAGACCAGAAAAAACUAACUUGUCCAAUAUCUUGAUUAGAACAGCUGCCAAGAAUGAAGCAUUACUGGAAGCAAAGAUUUCUAAGAAAGCAAAUAGAAGCAAGAGGGGUAAAAAGAUAAAUAAAAAGGUUCUAGAAGAUAAGUUAGCCAAUUCUAUCUCAUUGAUGGACAAGGACCGUUUAGUGAAGGCUUUGAAUUUCACCAAUCGUUUGGAUGGUAAGAUUGCCAAGUCCAUUUCUCGUGCCAAGUACGUCCAGAACACAAGAAAGGCUGGCUGGGAUAGCACUAAUGAAACUAUAAAGAGAGAGUUGGCUCUUUUAAGCGGAGGUUAUUCCGCGAAGGCCAAGAAUACCGAUGAAGACGACCUGAACAAAACAAAGGAUGAAAGUGAGGAGAUAUCAGACGUAUUUGAGUCUUCAACUGAGAGUAAGCGAGUAGAGAAAGAGUCUGUCAAUAGGUUUGGUGUCUUACCAGAUGAUGUUGAAGACUAG
Messenger RNA from Saccharomyces eubayanus, 576 nucleotides. RefSeq names its product Ecm1p (gene ECM1). The coding region runs from base 1 to 576 and encodes 191 amino acids. The transcript has a single exon. Gene Ontology annotation, cellular component: nucleolus; preribosome, large subunit precursor. Gene Ontology annotation, biological process: ribosomal large subunit export from nucleus. The record is from RefSeq and is a predicted model, not a curated record. NCBI's taxonomy places the organism in Eukaryota, Fungi, Ascomycota, Saccharomycetes, Saccharomycetales, Saccharomycetaceae.